Durusdinium trenchii is the source of this 3268-nucleotide messenger RNA. The record is from the annotation of a GenBank genome assembly. Lineage: Eukaryota; Dinophyceae; Suessiales; Symbiodiniaceae.
CUUCUAUCCAGCUUAGAUUGCGGGAAUGGAGCUGAAUGGUGUCGGCAAGACUCAGAAGCUGCUGCUUGAGGAUGAGUCUGACCAGGCGACCAAAGCCACUCCGGCUGGAGGAUCAGGCGAACAGGAGGCGUCGGUGUCGGCGGAGAAUGCACUGGUGGGACCCCCACCCAGGCGUCGCGUGGCCUCCGUGAAGAUCACCGCGGGCGGCGCCAUCGACCGGGUGGAGUUCCGCUACGAGGACGGGUCAAAGUGGUCCCUUGGAGGACCAGGAGGGGACAAGGGAAUCCCUCCACUUGUCCUUGCGGAAGAUGAAUAUUUGGAGGAGGUGCGGCACGAGAGCCUCCCGCAGUGGUGGUAUGUAGGCAGCGCGAUUGAGUUCCGCACCAACAAGGGGAAACUGUUCCGGCAUGUGGCCCACUUUGGCAGUGGAGAGGACGAGGACAUGGUGACCUUCCGCGCCCGUCCUGGGAAGUGCAUCACGCGCUUACACUUCCAUGAUGGAGAGCUGAAAGGCAUCGUGGAGGAAGACUGUCACGUCCCAGAGGGCACGGAGCUCGAGAUGUUCAUGACCUACUGGACCGAUCCCGAGGGCAGUGCGCGGGAGAGCAGGGAGGUCAAGUGCCCCAAGGGCCACAUCAUGCGCAAGGACUGGUCGAGAACGGGCCACAUUUGCGACGAGUGUUCGCGGCGCGGCACCGCUGCACGGUGUGGAGGAGGCUGUGACUACGACUUGUGCGAGAUGUGCUUCAAACACCACAUGGAAGGAUGGGCCUCUGAGGUUCAAAGGAGGGGCUUUGCAAGCCGCGACGCCGCAAUGAGCUUUGCAAGUCGACAUGGAGCUCCUGUUGGCGGUGCGUUGCUGCUGGGACCCAUACGACUGGAGAUGGAGGACCACCCAUGGUUGGAUGGCUACCGGGAGCUUCGUGAGGCGUGUGGCUCCUGGACACGUCGCCUCUCUUCGCUGGUGCAGCAGGCGCGGAACGCAGACACCGGGCCUCGGCUGCCCACCUUCGACCCGCGUGCACCGCGCACCGCGCGGGCACCUGCCGGCUUGGUGGUGGACGUCCGGCGAGGCACGCGCAUCAGGGCCUGGGGACCCCCUGAACGCUUGGCGAUGUGCGAGAAGGCGGCGGUGGAUGCAGGGGAGUUCAAUGCCUCCCAGUGGUCCAAGAAGAGCUCCUCAUUCAGGGGAUUCGUCUCGUGGAUCAGGAGGACAAUUCCACUCGCCUGGAGGGUGUUGUCCUUACUGGACUGGCGUAGGAAUGUUUGGAGCUCGUUGGCUGUCGGGUUGUGCAUCAUCAUCCGGUCAGCCUGCGACGCAUGGCAACCGGUGCUCACCGGUGCGGUCUUCAACUUGGUGAAUGGCGAUCGUCACGAGGUGGAGAGGGAGUCACACUUCUUGCACUUCCUGUGUUCGUGGACCUUCGGUUGUAGCGGACGACUGCCCUUGGCUCGCUCGGUGAUCCUCGGUUUGAUGCUGGCGGCCAUCGUGCAGGGCCUCGCACGUGUCGUGGGCGAUGGCAUCAAGAAGGCAAUGAAGGAUCAGCAGAACACAGAGAUGCGAAUCGCCAUGUUUGAACAUCUUCUCUCACAGGACCAGGCUCUCUACGACACGCUGCGGCAGAGGGACUUGGUGCAGAAGGUGGAGCUCCGUGCCAUGAGCGAGGUCACGGAGUGGGUGUGGCAAAUGGCCGCGGACACCGUAAAGCUUGCCACUCAGUUAGUCUUCCUUUUUGCCAUUUCGCCACUGAUGACGUUGGCCUACACCGUGCUGUUGCCCCUGAUGGAGCAAACCAUCCGGAGGUAUUGUGAGCAGAGCUUGCGCGCAAAGCAGCGCCGAGAGAAUGGCCUGCAACACAUCUCGUCAGGAGUCGUGCAGGAAGCAGUUUGGAUGAUCAGGACAGUCAAAUGCUUCAGCCGUGAGGACAAGCACGUAGCUUUGGUUUCUCUGGCAGCCAGCGGCAUGGCCAAGGCAGACGUGAGCGACAGCAAGUUGAAAGGUGUAAAGCAUGGCUUGGCCAAACUCCUUCCGGACAUCUCGCAGCGCUCUGUGUACUGUUUUUGCCUCUGGUGUGGCCUUGUUUGGAUGGAGCGAGACUUCUCGGCGGGGGAUAUGACGGCAUACUUGCUGUUGGUUCAACAGGUGGGCGGCCUCGUGCAGCGGGUCAGGAACCAGUUCUUGGAGCUGCAGCGCCGUCACGACAUGCUGUUGGACCAUUUUGAGUUCAUGGAUCGUUCUCCACACUUGGUUUCAGGAACACACGAGGCGCAGGUAGAGGGUGACGUCCAGUUUCGAGCCGUAGAGUUUUCAUACCCUGCGCGACCAGACGUCCAAGUCCUCAGGGGCGUGAGCUUCAGCAUGGAGAAAGCACAGAUGACCGCUUUAGUCGGUGCCUCGGGGAGCGGCAAGUCCACCAUUGCCGCACUGCUCUUCCGCCACUAUGAUCCAUCCGUGGGAGAAAUCCUGGUCGACGGAGUUCCACUCUCCGAUUGGGAGACCUCAGCCUUACAUGCGCAGAUGGCCUUGGUGGCGCAGCAGCCCUUGCUCUUCGACACUUCGGUGCGGAACAACUUGACCUAUGGCUGUCGCAGGGAUGUGUCAGAUGAGGAGAUCGAGGCUGCGGCGCGCCUGGCGUCGGCGCAUGACUUUGUGGUGAAGUUCCCUGCGGGCUACGACACUUACGUGGGUGAUCAAGGUGCCCACAUGUCAGGCGGGCAGAAGCAGCGCCUGAGCAUUGCUCGUGCGGUGAUCCUCAAACCACGUAUCCUCGUGCUGGACGAGGCGACCAGUGCCCUGGAUGCGGAAGCCGAGGGUGCCGUGCAGGAUGCCCUGGACACGGUCAUGGUUGGCCGGACCACCCUGGUGAUCGCUCAUCGUUUAAGUACCAUCCGCAAUGCACACCGAAUCGUUUGCAUGCGCGAUGGCCUUGUGGUCGAGUGUGGCACCCCAAAGGAGCUUCUCGCCAAGCAAGGCUACUACUGGAACCUCGUGAAGCGUCAGGUGUGUACCUUGGACGACUUGCAGGGCUUCAACUUGGAGCUGGAUCAACAUCCAGCGGAGGAGUCCCAGGUGGAAGGCAAGAAAGCAGAGGCGGUGGAGGAGAAUGGGAAGUUGGACGAAGCGAAGCCAACCACUGCGGGGACAGAGGAAGAGUCAUGAGAAGGGCGCGUUAGGUAGUUGAUCCGCAUUUAGAAGUAGAAUGUGCUGAUUUAACUUAACCCGAUGCCGCACAGGUGGAUGACAUGGUGGUGUUCCUUUCAAAUUUGC